UUCUUUUCAGUGUGGUGUCACUGGUGUGGUUUCUGCAAUCUGCUUAGUUUGCUUCAUCAUGACUCUGUCUUUCCUUUUUUGUUCUUCUCGUUCUCGAUCAAAGCCUUCGAGCAAUGCAAGUGCUUCUGCAUCUCAUCCCUUACCUGUUAGACCAGAUCCUCAGCUCUUGGAAGAUUCUGAAUCAAAGCAACCUAAGGAUGAUCUAGUACGCUUCCAUUUCUUGAAGCAACCCAAGCCAUGGAUCACUUACACAAGCAGUUCUAAAACAGCCUGGAAGCAUGAUGUGUUUUUGAGCUUUAGGGGUGAAGACACCCGCCAUGGUUUCGUAUCUCAUUUAUACGAUGAAUUGGAAAGCACCGGAAGAAUUAAAACAUUCAAGGAUGACCAAGGGCUGCAAGCAGGGAUGUCAAUUUCUCCAAGUCUCCUCAGGGCAAUUGAAGAAUCAAAGCUGGCAAUUGUUGUUUUGUCGCCAAACUACGCUUCUUCUCCAUGGUGUUUGGAUGAGCUUACACAUAUAUUUCAAUUCAUGGAAGGCAGAGACAGAAUUCUGCCAAUUUUUUAUCAUGUGGAUCCAGCUGAUGUACGACAUCAAAGGGGGAGUUUUGCAACAGCUUUCACUAAUUAUGAAAGAAAGUCUAGGCAAAGCGCAGAAAAGUUGUAUCAGUGGAGAGCUGCCUUAAGACAAGUGGCCAAUAUCUCUGGGUGGAAUACAAAGAACUUUGGGUCCGAGAGUGAGCUUGUCAAACGCAUUGCGAAAGAUGUCAGCAGUAAAACAACACUUGAAGUUCAACAACGGCCCGUCGAAAUUGAUAUUACCAUCCCGUCCACCCGAGAGUUUAGAAUAUUUGAAUCAACAAGACAGGCCAUGGAUGAGCUGAUUAAGGCGCUGAUAGAUGAUGAGGUCACCAUUUCUGGGGUUUAUGGCAUGGGAGGUGUGGGCAAGACAACCAUGGUGAGAAAUGUUGCUCUACAAGCACGAAAAAAUGGGCUCUUUGAUCAUGUGAUUGUGGCUGUCGUAUCCCAAGACCCCAACGUUAGAAGGAUUCAACAGCAAUUGGCUGAGCAGCUCGACUUGAGAUUGGAGGGGACGGAAUCUGAAACAGCCGAUAGAUUGAAGGAAAGGAUAAUGGAAGGAAAGAGGAUCCUUAUAAUCUUGGACGACAUUUGGGAAAGCAUAGACUUGUCACUUAUAGGAAUUCCCAACCCCGAUGAGCUUAAGCGAUGCAACUCUAAAGUCCUAAUCACCACAAGAAGAUUGGAUGUUUGCCGCUCCAUGAAGAGCCAAGCAAGUUUUCUUCUCAGUAUAUUAUCUAAAGAAGAUUCUUGGAAACUUUUUGUGGAUUGUUCGAGAAUAUCUUUUGAUGAAUCUACCAAUAUCUAUCGAGCGAGGGCGAUAGUUAGAGAAUGUGGUGGUCUGCCCGUUGCAUUGAAAGCAAUUGCACGGGCACUUGAAGAUGAAGACAUGGCUGAAUGGAAUAUAGCAGUUCAACAAUUGAGGGCAUCUCAAAUUGCCUGUCUUGAUGAUCAGGGUCCUGCGUUCAAAUGUAUAAAGUUAGGCUAUGACUACUUGAGAUCUGAUGAUGCCAAAUCAUUCUUCUUGCUUUGCUCCCUAUUCCCAGAAGACUAUGAUAUCCCUAUCAAAGACUUGUUCAAGUAUGCUAUCGGGAAAGGAUUGCUUCGAGAAGCCGCCACAAUCCAAGAAGCCAGAGAUAGAGCAAAUUCGGUGAUCAAAUACCUCAAAGCUUCCAGCUUACUUUUGGACAGUCCAAAGGAGGGAUGCGUAAAGAUGCAUGAUGUUGUUCGGGAUACAGCCAAGUCAAUUCCAAGGUAUGAGGAUGAUCAUGGAUUUUGCGUUAAAGCUGGUUGUGGAUUAAAGGAGUUUCGAGGGACCACUGGGCAUGGAGACUGCUCUGCCAUCUCACUAAUGAUGAAUGAUAUUGAUCGGCUUCCUGAAGAGUUGGUAUGUCCAAAACUUCAGAUUUUGUUACUACAAAACAAUGUUCAUAUAGAUGAGAUCCCAGAAUCUUUUUUUCGAAGUUCGAAGGCACUAAGGGUCUUAGAUAUUAGCUUCUCUAGAAUUUCAUCACUACCCAGGUCAUUUAGUUUCCUAAUCAACCUCAGAGCUUUGUUUUUAGACCAUUGCAAUGAGUUGGUUGACAUAUCAAUAUUCGGAAACUUGAAGAGACUUGAGAUUCUUAGUAUGAUAGAAUUUCCUCUCAAGGAGUUACCAAAAGAGAUGGGAAAUUUGACCAAUCUAAGGAUGCUGGACUUAAGUGGGAGUUACAAUAUUGGUAUAUUUCCAUAUAGUGUGCUGUCAAGAUUGUGUAAAUUAGAAGAACUGUACAUGCAAUGUAAUUCUGGGAACUGGGGAAGCAAAAUUCAUGGAGGAGAAGAAACUAAUGUUGGUUCUGAUAAGUUGAUUGGCUUGCCACUUUUAAACACCGUGAAGCUUCGCAUAUCUGAUGCAGAAUGCUUGCCUAAAAAUCUGUUCUGGGAUUGGCAUUUGGUUACCUUUGAUAUAUGUAUCAGCAGAGAACCACCAUCUGGAGACUACUCUUCAGAACCAAUUUUCUCACACGAUCAUUCAAGGACCCUGACUCUUAACACAACAAUCAACAGCUUACCAGAUUGGUUUAUCAACACAGUGACAGAGAAAGCAGUGAAACUACAGUACCUAAAGUGCAGGGGAUUAAAGAACAUUCUUGUGGAACAUAACAGAGGCAGAUUACAUGGACUGAAGAAUCUUGCUGUAAUUGGUCCACAUGAGAACUUGGAAGUGUUGAUGGAAACAAUAACACUGGUGCCGAAUAAACCUGUGUUUGAGAAGUUGGAAGAGUUGCAUCUCCUUGGUGUGAGUUGCCUGAAGGAAUUAUGUGUCGGUGAAUUACCCGUUGGGUCUCUAUGCAAUCUCAAGUUAUUCAAGGUAGAAUAUUGCCAUGACUUGGUAAAGACACUCUUACCAUCAAAUUUGUGGCAGAGACUACACAAUAUGGAAAAACUAAUUUGUGAAGAUAUGAAUCUAAUGGAGUAUGUAUUUGGAUCCAAAGGGAUGGAGUCUGAAGAUAUUAUCUUGAUAAAAUUGAGAGAGAUGAUAUUGUGGAAUCUAGAGAAUCUAAUAGGCAUAUGCAAUGGUCCUGCUCCAAAUGCAGUCUUCCAUAGUCUUAAAAGUUUGGCAGUAUAUGGGUGCAAGAAACUGAAACAUCUGUUCACAUACGAUAUAGCUCACUGUCUUUUGCAUUUGGAAGACCUUUCGGUGACUCAGUGUUCCAGCUUGGACAGGGUUAUCGAACCUAGCAAGGAAACAGUCAACAAGAAGAUGGUUUUUCCUGAAUUGAAAAACUUAGCUUUGUCAUAUCUUCCGCAGCUCACAAGGUUCUGCAGUAGUGAAAGUGCUACCAUUGAGUGCCCUUCAUUGGAACACUUGCAUGUGCAGGACUGCCCCCAUUUUACAACCUCUAUUUCUGACUUCCACAGUGGGAAUCGAUUCAUCCAAGUCAAUGAUCUACGACAUUUGAGGAUGAGCAAAGACUUGAAUAGCAUCAAUUUAACUGGCCAGCACACCAUGGACAUCCUUGAGAGCCUACCUCAUAAUGUCAGAAAGCGGGUUGAGUUCAUGAGAGAAAUUGAGAGUCAACGUGAUGAAUUAGAGGCCAAGCUCUUCAAGGAGAAAGCUGAACUUGAAGCCAAGUAUCAGAAAUUAUAUCAGAAUCUCUAUAGCAAGCGGUACUUGAUUGUGAAUGGUGUUGUUGAAACUGAAGGAGUUGCCACUGAAACAAUAACAGAUCAUGAGAACAAAACUGCAAAAGAGAGAGGAGUGCCUGAUUUCUGGCUGAAUGCAUUGAAGAAUAAUGCAGUGCUAGCCAAGGAGAUUACCGAGUGUGAUGAAGGAGCUCUUAAAUAUCUUAGGGACGUCAAGUGUUUUAAGAUACAUAAUUCGAAGGGGUUCAAGCUUGAGUUCGACUUUGACACCAAUCCAUUUUUCAAAAACUCUGUUUUGACAAAGACAUAUCACAUGAUUGAUGAAGAUGAACCAAACAGCACAGCAGGGACGGAGAUUGAAUGGUAUCCAGCAAAAUGCCUGACACAGAAGAUUGUUAAGAAGAAGCAUAAGAAGGGAUCAAAGAAUUCUAAGCUUCUGACUAAAACUAAAAAUUAUAAAAGUUUCUUCAAUUUCUUUAGCCCACAUCAAGUCUCCAAGGACCAUGAAGUUAUUGAUGAAGCUGCUGCCGAGGAACUCAAAAACCGGAAGAAACAAGACUAUGAUGUUGGCUCAACCAUUUGUUAUAAGAUCAUCCCACAUGCAGUUUCGUGGUAUACUGGAGAAGCUUUUUAGGAAGAUGAUUUGGGAGACAUGGAAGUUCCCGACAUUCGUGAUGAAGUUGAUAGGCAAUGCUUCUGAUUUGUUGAAGCAUGUUAGAAUGUUGGAAAUUCCAAACAAUGUUUUAGUUGCUUGUAUAUAUACUUAUGGAGGACUCUUAUCAAAUUGUUUGAUUUCAAUUUUCAAGUUGAGUUUUAGAUUGUGGGAAGCCCGUAUUCUACAAAUAAGAAAGCUGAUAUGCACCUACGCAGGGUUGAAGCAGAAGGAGACGGUUUUGAUGAUUCACAAGAAUAUUCCUCAAAUGGCUUAACUGUGCAGUGAGCUUAAUUAUCUUUCACACCAAUUUAAUUGAGAAAUGGCCAAGUGACUUGUGGCGGGUUGCGUGCUAGUUGUUAAUUGGUUGGCCCAAUGUAACUCUGCCAUUGAUCG
Messenger RNA from Rosa chinensis, 4747 nucleotides. Its product is annotated as probable disease resistance protein At4g27220. The coding region runs from base 59 to 4333 and encodes 1424 amino acids. Gene Ontology annotation, molecular function: ADP binding; protein binding. The transcript has 4 exons. The record is from RefSeq and is a predicted model, not a curated record. NCBI's taxonomy places the organism in Eukaryota, Viridiplantae, Streptophyta, Magnoliopsida, Rosales, Rosaceae. Gene Ontology annotation, biological process: nucleosome assembly; signal transduction. Gene Ontology annotation, cellular component: nucleus.